Molecule: messenger RNA, 606 nt
Organism: Soboliphyme baturini
Lineage: Eukaryota; Metazoa; Nematoda; Enoplea; Dioctophymatida; Soboliphymatidae
Source: the annotation of a GenBank genome assembly
AUGCCAGAUAACGAGUCCACUGUGUUCAGUACCCUCAGCUAUUCGGUAGACCAGAGUUGUGGUGUAGAGUCCGGUCGUGAAGGAUCGCUUUAUCCAUCGACCAGUACAACCAUUAAAGGUUCGUACGAGCAGUUGCAGUUCGAAAGCAACCUUUGGAUUGAGCUGGCUGAAAUUUUUCUCGAACUCGGCAAGGUAUCCGAGGUGCAGCACUGUAUUAACGAGGCCUGCACUCUGUACCCUCAGUUCUACCAGGCGAUGUACUUGAAAGGCCGGGUGUUUCAUUGCCUUGGUCGCCUCAGCGAGGCGAAGUCUUGCUACUUUGCCGCGAUCGGCAUUUCGCCGUACCACAUUCCCUCGCUCUGCUAUCUGGUCAUGGCCUACGAAGCGGAAGGCAAUCGCACGAUGGCUGAGCAGGUACUGAAGGAUAUGGUGAAAAUCGAUUCGAUGAACUACCACACAUGGCUUGCGUUCGGCAAAUUGCUGAUCAAUCAGAAAAAAUUCUCGGAAGCGGCGGAAUGUUACGAAAAAGCGUUGGCUUUGGAGAAAACCACCCCGUUGCUGCCUUUUUCCGUUAUUCCUCGUUCCAUACGCUUCUUUGUCGGUUAG